Helobdella robusta is the source of this 594-nucleotide messenger RNA. RefSeq lists its product as hypothetical. The coding region runs from base 1 to 594 and encodes 197 amino acids. NCBI's taxonomy places the organism in Eukaryota, Metazoa, Annelida, Clitellata, Rhynchobdellida, Glossiphoniidae. The transcript has a single exon. The record is from RefSeq and is a predicted model, not a curated record.
AUGUUGAUAUGGAUUUCGAAAAGAUUAAACAUUAAACCAGCCAUUUUUGAACAGCUUGAUAGCCAAACUAAUUUGCUUAAUGGAAUUCAAAAGAGCGUACAGCAGCUGGUUGAGAAACAACUUGUAAUAAAUGCAGAAAACGUUGAUACGAAUUCGUUGAAAACAAUUUCACCGGUAAAUGUAAACAAAGCCAUUACAGUUACAGGUACGCACAGCAAAAUUUUAGUACAGAAAAAAAGUGAUUUGCCAUUAAAUUCAAUAAAGUCUACAAUUGAAAGUGAUUCGGAAUGUGACAAUUUUGUUUUAGUUAAGCGCAAAAAAAGAAACAAUCAUCCGAAUCGUAAUGAUAAUUCUAAUUCUGUGCCGAGGCUAGUUGUAGGCUCUCGUGCACCAACGGAAUCGAAGAUUACGGCAAAUAAAUUAGUUUUUCAAAACAGAAUAUUUCAUAUCGGCAACGUGACAAAAUGUGUGGCGUCAGAUGUAGUUGAUCAUCUCAGGUUAAGUCAGGUGGAAGUAGUUUCAUGUUUCCCUGCGUUCAAAAAAGACAAAAAUGGUGUCAAGCCAGAUGAUUCGCAGCCCUCCACUUCCUUUUGA